UAUAGCGUAGUUUUUAUCUGCCUCGAGUCGCAGCUGCACCGUCUCCUGGCUGAUCAAGGCGUUUCUGCACCGGCUCGUCCUUUUAGAAUGGAGACUCUGUGUACAGAGAAAACACCUGAACCAGGUGCAUUCCUGGAUAUUCUGGAGGAGAGGAGAAGGACCAGUGACCUAAGCCAUGCCCUAAGAACCUUUUCUCCCCAGCCUUAUAAAGGACAUCCACCUAUCACAGCUAGUGCUCUAAACCAAGCAGUACUGGACUCGCAGCACUUGCACUAUAUUGUAGAGGAGAUUGCCACAGAAAGUGGAGAACCUGUGGAGGUCAUCAGAGAGAAGGCUUCUGGAAUACUCAAUGAGAUGUCACACAAUCUGCAGCUCAGCUCUAUUCGACUGUUAGGAUACACACUCAGCAAGGUGUUCAAAAGAGCCUUCCAUACAGUCCUGGUGAAUGAGGAUGGCCUGAACCAGCUUCGACAGGCCAUUCAGGAGCACCCAGUCAUCUUGUUGCCCAAUCAUAGGAGCUAUAUGGACUUCCUGGUUCUUUCUUACAUCAUGUUCACCUAUGACCUCUCCAUGCCUGUCAUUGCUGCAGGAAUUGCUCUCAUGGACAUGAUGUUCUUUGCUCCAUUACUGCGGCGUUCUGGAGCAUUUUUUAUCCGUCGGGCAAUCAGGGCAGAUAAGCUCUACUGGGCAGUGCUGUCAGAGUAUGUCAGAACCAUUGUGAGGACUGGUUAUGCCCCUGUGGAGUUCUACAUUGAAGGAUAUCGGAGUCGAACACUGAAGUCUCUGAAUCCCAAAUUAGGUAUGAUUCACAUGGUUCUGGAGCCUUUUUUUAAUGGUGAGGUGGAUGACAUCAGCCUGGUGCCAAUCAGCAUCAGUUAUGAUCGGGUAAUUGAAGAGUCUCUACUGGCCCAUGAACUGCUGGGAUUUCCCAAACCAAAAGAGUCCACUAUGAGUCUCCUAAAAGCUUGGAAUGUUCUGGCAAAUGAUAACGGCUCCAUGCAUGUGUGUUUUGGUCAGCCCAUCUCUGUCAGAGAGCUUGCCAAGGGGAGGAUCAACUUUUCGCAGCAUAACCAAGUACCCAGGGAAAUGCCUCAGAAUCCCAGUGAGGAGACUCAGGAGUUUGUGAGCGUCAUGGGCCAUGGAGUGGUGCGUCUGCAGGAGAGAGGCAUGGUCAUCAGCCCCUGGAGCCUCAUGGCCACCAUCCUGCUCCAGAGCCCUGAGGGCCUAGGCUUGGACACCCUCACCCAGCGCACCACCUGGCUGCGGGAUAUCGUUCUGAAGUUUGGGACCCAUCUGGACUGGCCUGCACAGGUUUCUGAUGAGGAAGUGAUAUCAUCCAACAUAUCCCGCCACCGGUCGAUGGUUUGUUGUGAGGGGGGGCGAGUGCUUCUGAUAGAGGAGCAGGGUCCUGAUGGGGAGGAAUCCAUCACUCCAGAGACUGCCGUGUUCAGGCGUGCGUCCAUCGUGCUCAUGUGCGUCUCCUACAGGAACCAGGCCCUGCACAUCUUUGUGCGGCCUGCCCUGGUUGCUCUCGCUAUAGCAACCACUUCCAGCACCAAAAAGGAGGAUGUCUUCACACACUUCAAAUUUCUACAGGAGCUUUUCUCCAAUGAGUUUGUCUUUGUGCCUGGAAUGGUUACUGAGGACUUUAAGGAGGGUUGUUCACUGCUGGUGAAGUGUGGCGUACUUCAGGCUUCAGAUCAAGAGCUUGUUGUGAUAGAACAUGGUACAGACACAGCUUCCUUUCUUAGGGCCAUCCUCCAGCCAUUCUUAGAAACAUAUCAGGUGGUUUUCCGUCAUAUGACUGAGGAUGGUGUUGUGGUAUUUGCCGAGAAACAGUACAUACCUGCGGUCCGUUCUUACUGUCUGAAACUCAUCCUUGCUGGUGAACUCCAGACGUAUGAGGCUUUGUCCUCGGACAUGCAAAAGAAUGUCCUCUACACACUGGUGAGGAUGACCGCUGUAACUAAAACAAAAGUAGGUGACCAGAACGAGUUUAGAGUCGACAAAGCUGCCAUCCAGAGAAUUGCAGACAUUUUGGGAUCCAUUGGGAGCCAUGUGGUGUAAUCAUGUGCCCUUAUCAUUAUUUUCUGUACUUUUUCAGUGUUUAUUACUUUAUUCCAAAUUUUACAUGUUUACAUGGAUGGUGUGGGUCAUGCAGUUGACACUUGGCUCACUUACCGAUUUUACACUUCGCAUUUUGAACUUAGGGCCCUCUGUGUAUUCUGUACUGUUUAUCAAAUGUAUAUGCCAAAUAUACAAAUAUAUGUAUAGUCAUUCUCUUAGAGUAAUGAAAGGUGCAGGGAGAGGAUUUAGGCUUAAUCAAACUAUCUGAUGAUGAUAUUUGUUGUUUAUAACCACUCUCACCUAAAUGUGUCAGGACAAAGGAGUUAAGAAUGAAACUGUUCUUCCCUUUUG
This is a messenger RNA of Alosa alosa (allis shad), 2418 nucleotides long. Its product is annotated as dihydroxyacetone phosphate acyltransferase-like. Bases 88 to 2067 code for a protein of 659 amino acids. Gene Ontology annotation, molecular function: glycerone-phosphate O-acyltransferase activity. Gene Ontology annotation, cellular component: mitochondrial membrane; peroxisomal membrane. Gene Ontology annotation, biological process: ether lipid biosynthetic process. The record is from RefSeq and is a predicted model, not a curated record. NCBI's taxonomy places the organism in Eukaryota, Metazoa, Chordata, Actinopteri, Clupeiformes, Clupeidae. The transcript is spliced from 15 exons.